AUGGAUACAACUGAGCAAGAGCUACACAGCAACAAGAAGCAAGCAGUAGAAUCUGCUAACGACAAACCUGCUUCAGGAACUGUAAACAUGAACAUAUCCCUGUUGGGCAACACUUCCAGUUCUGAGUCAGGUCAAACAGGCAACUGCCUAUUUCGGCCUAAGCCCAUCCGGUUUUCAAAUUUUGCAGAUAAGAAUGUUUCUCUCACGGGGGUUCUGAAUAUGGUAAAGAAGGGUUCGGAAGAUCAGGUAGAAAUUGAUUCAUCCAUUUGUUUACCAGUGUCCCGUGAUGUGGAAGAUCCUUUGUAUCUGAGUAUUGGAGGCAGAAAUCAAAUCGUUUCAGAUAAUCACCUGUCAGAAUUUGGAGGGAUACCCUAUAACCCUGCAGACAAGAAUAAAAUGAUUAGCUCCAUCAUUCACGGGACGAGUAAUUAUAUGUCACUUGGACCAACUUAUAAUACCGAAGAUGGAAGUGCCAUUUCAGUGAAUACCACCUUCGGUAAGAUAGAUAAGAACUUUAUUUCACUGGGACAGGCCUCCAACAAGGGAGAUGGCAUGCUACCGGGUUAUCACGAUAACGAGAUAGAUAAUAAUCUUCCUUCUAUUGAUCAAGCGUUCAACAAAAAGUUCGACAAUUUUACUCCAGUUGGGGAGGGGAGUGAAAAGGGAAAUGGCAAUCUAAUGCCAAUCGUUCCUAAUUACUACAGGAGCCAUGAAACUUUCGUUUCUAUGGACAGUUUCUACAAUAAAGCAAAUGAAGCUUAUAUGUCAACAUGUCCUACUAAUGAUAAGGGGGGGAUAGAUAUUGCAUCAAUCACUUCAAUUCAUGGUCAGCAGGAUGCUACUGUUCUAUCACUAGGAUCUGUUUACAGUAAAGGAAAUUCCAGUUUCCUAUCAAUGGACCAAAGCCAUAAUAAGGGGAAUAAUACUACUAUAACUUUUGGAGGCUUUCGUGAUAAUCCAGUAGCAAGAUAUCCAUCUGUCAGGCUCCUAAGCUACUGGAAUCCUUUCCUAAAUCAAUCCUCUGCUCAACCUUCAGGGGCUUUACAACAGAGAGAUUUUGUGAAGUACCCAAGUAUAAAUUCUGUUUCAGCAUGUACUUCAGGGUCAAGGAGUGGCUCCAACAACAAGGAGAAGAAGAAAAUUAUAAAGGUCCCUUCAAACGACUUCCCCUCAAACGUUAAAAUUUUGUUAUCAACUGGUAUACUUGAAGGAGUUCCUGUGAAGUACAUUUCGUGGUCAAGGGAGAAAGAUCUUCGAGGAGUAGUGAAAGGGACUGGUUAUUUGUGUGGCUGCAAGGAGUGCAAGCUUUCCAAAGUUACAAAUGCUUAUGAGUUUGAGAAACAUGCUGGUUGCAAGACCAAACACCCGAAUAAUCACAUUUACUUUGAGAAUGGGAAGAGUAUUUACGCUGUCGUCCAAGAACUGAAGAGCACCCCUCAGGACAUGCUAUUUGCGACAAUAGAAAAUGUGACUGGAUCUCCUGUAAACCAGAAAAAUUUCCAAUCUUGGAAAGCUUCGUAUCAAGCUGCAAACCUUGAACUUCAGGGUGUUUAUAAUGGGAAGGAUUUAAUGGUCAUGCAUCCUAAAUAA
Fraxinus pennsylvanica is the source of this 1590-nucleotide messenger RNA. Lineage: Eukaryota; Viridiplantae; Streptophyta; Magnoliopsida; Lamiales; Oleaceae. The record is from the annotation of a GenBank genome assembly.